AUGACUAUGUUUUCUGACCGCCAGUUGGCCCAGGACGUUGAUGGGCUACCCGCACCUGCUACCUUGGCCCACUUUGUGAUUGUGAUGCCAGAACUCGAGCCAAAUGCACCCAAAGUCUUUCGAACCUCAGCCCUCAAGCGCGAAUACUCUGUGCUACCAGAUUCCGUGAAGCCGCCGCUGAACCGGUCCCAUGUGAAGUGCCGGCGCCAGAGGGAGGAGAGGAAUGUCAAAGAGGGCCAAUACCCUCGCUCUCGCGUCAUUGAGAAGUAUGCCCAGACUAGCAGUCUCCAAUGUUGGUAUCUUUCUCUUAUGAACGCAUCAGUAUUUGAUGCGUACAUUUAA
Molecule: messenger RNA, 342 nt
Organism: Laccaria bicolor S238N-H82
Lineage: Eukaryota; Fungi; Basidiomycota; Agaricomycetes; Agaricales; Hydnangiaceae
Exons: 4
Coding region: 1-342 (113 amino acids)
Source: RefSeq, a predicted model, not a curated record